Molecule: messenger RNA, 1338 nt
Organism: Suillus clintonianus
Lineage: Eukaryota; Fungi; Basidiomycota; Agaricomycetes; Boletales; Suillaceae
Exons: 8
Coding region: 1-1338 (445 amino acids)
Source: RefSeq, a predicted model, not a curated record
AUGUCUGACUCGAAGUCGACAUAUGCGUUUGAACCGACUCCCCAGUGGACAACAGUAAACCCCAAACCAUUUCCGCCAUUUCUCACGCUUGGCGAAGACUUGGAAAAGCCUCCACUACCAUCCCCUCCUCGGAAUGAACAGUUCAAUGACAGGUAUACUGUUAGCACCCACCUCGUUCCUGCUGCUCGCCCCAGAUCAACUCCGGAUAUCCCAUUACCUGUUCUGCCAGAAUAUACGACGAAUACAUUGGAAUGGAAGAGAAAUAUUCAACAGCUUGCGACCCAAAUUAUCGAGCGACAGGAGCGCUUCGUGCAAGGAAAUUUGGGCGGAGAAAGAAGUGAGAAGCUCUUGUGGAACUGCGUUAAUCGAUAUGUAACGAGUGUUCCAAAUGGGAGGAAGGGAUUGACAUUGUUCCUCGCCCACGCAAAUGGUUUUCCUAAGGAGGUAUGGGAAACAACUCUGCAAUAUUUAUUAUCGUCAUCUUCGGCUUCAUUGAUCGACGAGAUAUGGUCUUGGGAGGCUGUUCAGCAUGGCGAUGCUGCAUUAGUCAACGAGACAAACCUCAGUGGCAUAUUUGACUGGCGAGACAAUGCGCGGGAUAUCGCACACUUCCUGAUGCACUACUUACCCGAAGACGCCUCAUUGAAAGUUUUACCAACUCAUCUACAACAGCUGCCAGAAACUAUCAUUGAAUACCGGAAGUCCGAAGGGUUUUCUUCCCGUUCGCUGGUUGCUGUUGCACAUUCCUUCGGGGGCUGCUCUUCAAUUAUAGCGGCUGCCAACUUUCCCGCACUGUUCUCCUCCAUGAUUCUCGUGGAUCCAGCCAUCAUUCAGAAUGACGUCCUUCCCUCCCACUUUUGGGAUAGGUUGUCCACCACCCUGGCCAGGCGCAACCACUGGCCGUCACGUGAGGAGGCAUUACGUUCAUUCAAGGCGUCUCCAUUCUUUGGAACUUGGCAUCCUGAUAUCCUACGGCUAUAUGUUACCUAUGGCAUGUACGAAGAUCCAGAAGGUGGUGUGAAGCUGAAGACGUCAGGCCUACACGAGGCUUUGGUGUACGCAGAUCUUAAAGGAAAGCACGAAGCAUGGGAGCUGCUGGAAAAGAUAGACGAAAGAAUUGAACUCCGUUGGGUUGUUCCAGGAAAGCCCACAGAUAAAGGGCUUAUGGGCGAACAAGCAACGAGGGUGCGAGUGUGGCGAAGACCUGUUAACUCAUCCAAUGUGGUGAUUUACUCUGCUGGACAUCUGAUUGCACAAGAAUCGCCGGAGGAGCUUUCCAAAGAAAUAUCGGCAUUUCUGGAGAAAAAAUACAGAGUGCGGAAUAGAGCAUACCUGUGA